CUCAGAUGGUGGCGGGAUAAGUAGUCGCGAAUCAAUCCAGGAUGGGGGAGAGUGUUCCAGCAAGCCGAGCGUGACAUACCAUGUCCCUGAUGGUGGCAUGCCUGGUCGCCGAUUCUCGUGGGGGGAAACGUAGAAAGCCAGUCUCCACAUCCGACUCCGCGCAAUGAAUUCUAACACGAUGCUCUUCCCGAGGAGCAUGCGCUUCUGGAAGUGCGGUACCGCAAAGUCGACAACAAACGCGCCGGAACCGGCCCCAUCCGUCUCUGUGGGCGCAACAUUCUCGACCGUUAUAUCAUCGUGAGGAACGGUGGCAUCGAGAAUCAUUUCGUCGGUCGCACUAAGCGGUGAGAAUUCAGGAGAGCUCCGCAGCCGCUGGAAAAGCAGUUGGUCGGAAUUGAGCAGGCAUGCUAGUCGCACGUCGGAGAUGGUAGCAGGAGUGAGAGGUGAGGCCAAGCUUAUGAGAGCGCUGAGCAAGUCAGUCCCCUGGAGCUGGUCGGAUUCUACAUCGGAGGGCCGCUUCACAACCGCCCAGUAGAUAGGUGUGUGUCCCUCCACGCUCUUCUCCUGCAGCACAGAGCUGAUCGAAAGGCCGUUGGCGGAGCAGGCGUCCGCACAACUUUUGAGAAUGCUGAUUCCAACAGACGAGCGGUCCUCGUGAGGUAGUUUCACCAGAUCUUUGACCAGUCCCAAUACCGUUGAGCGCACUUGACGCACUGUCGGUGAGGUGAAUCCAAACCAGGAACUCGAAACGGGUGAUAACCUCGACGAAGAGGCUAUUGGGAUCGGUAGUGUGCUGCUUGUAGCACCGAGUGGUGGAGGCCGCUUAGAAUCGGUGGGAAAGGUGGAUGCAGUUGCUAUUUGGCUGACUUCGUACGCCGGGGGAGCGUCCGUGUCACCCAAGGGCAUCGUGUCGUUCAAUUCAUUUGGAUAUAUAGUCUGCGGUUUGUCGCUUUCGCUCGGUAGGAUCAUGGUGGACAGCGGCUACUGCCAAGACGAGAUGAGGGACCGGCUUUGCCAUCAGUGCCUGCGCAAUGAUCGAGGGAGGCGGUGCUGACACUUGAACAAGAUCAUCUCUGAAGUUGACCUACAUCUGCAAAACCCGAGGAUUCAACCUGCACAUCAUCGAGUGCAAAGCAGGACUGGGCAUUCAAAUAGAGUCGGCAUGGAUCAGGACGCCUUCCGGCACCUGCUCACGAGCUCUGGGAAGCAAACACAGCGAUCUCGUGGCUCUCUGCAUGCGAAGGUGAAGAAGUCAGAUGGUUCUUACCGCGACCGUGCCGCCGAGCGCAGAGAUGGUGGGACAAACGACUUCGCUCAUGUUGAAGCUGUGUUGGAUGAUUUCGAGAAGCGCGUGGGAGACUCAGCAACUGACGAUCAGCGGCGCUACUUGGGGGGAGACGGCGAGCACUCAGUCCUUGUGAAAGGGCUAGACUUUGCGCUACUGGAACAAAACAAAGCCAAGGCAUCCUCUUCGACCGUUGACGACGAUUCACUCGAGCAGGCGUUUGUGAGCUCUGCUUCUCAGCCUAGGCCUGCGGUGGAUGGAAAGCGAACGCGCGAAGAAAUGCUCAGUGUCCUCAAAUCGAAGCGCGCAGCAGCUCAGCCCACUGAGGUUAUUAAAGAUAGCAAAUUCAAGCCAAUAGGAUUCAAACCUAUCGGUAUCGUGGAAGAGAAGAAGAAGACUAAAAAGAAACGGGUCAAACCAGAUGGAGAGUUGGCCACAUCGAAGAGCAAGAAAAAACGCAAGAUCCAGGAGAUUCCUGACGAAGUAGAGCCGACGGCAGUAGUCCCGAAUGCCUCUGUCCCGCAACCCCCGGCUGUUGUUGAGGAAGAUGACGAUGCUGACUUGGAUAUAUUUGCCGGUGUCAUGGAGUACCAGGGACUUGAGCUGGACGAUGAUGAUGAUGCGGAUGUCAAUCCCUUGCCAGACCGCGUCGCGCACGAGCCUGAAGUAGAAUCGUCCGUGCCUCCGCGGACGUGGUUUGCGGACGAGGAAAAGCCAGCGCCUCCACAGCACUCGUCGUUGAGAGACAGAUGUCCCUGCCACCUGCUGAUGAAAUGGAGGAGGAUGAGGAAGAGGACAAGCCUGCGAGAUUGAUUCCACUGGCUAGUUCUGCACUACCGUCGAUCAAAGAAUAUCUGGCAAUGACAGGAGAGGACGGCGGUAAGAAGGGCAAAGGGAAGAAGAAAAAGAGAAGGGCAAGAAAGGAGCGGAUGAUGACGACGACGACUAGUACUUGACGCGUGUGAGGAUUGGACUUUGAACAUUUACUGAUAUGCGUGCAUUUGGAUAUCGUACUAGCGGCCAAACAAUAAUGAUAAACGAAAGAUACUUAUUCUUCCCGUACAAAAAGCCAUUUCUCUCCCACUUUCUGCAUCCGUCCUCCAGAGGCGCCUGCGUCGGGAAUCGAAGAGAUAUCCUGGCCGCCUCCAAGUACGACCGCGUCUGUGUCUCCGGACCCACUGCUCUGCCACUGACUACCACCGUCCUCCCGAUAGCCACCGCCGUAGUGGUUCCCGCCACCGUGGUUCCCUCUGCCCGAUCCUCUGAAGUUGCCGCCCCUGCCCCGAAAUCCACCGCGACUACUUGGCUGGCCUUGACGGCCCCAUUGUUGCUGCUGUGACACCUGCUGCUGCUGCUGCUUUUGGUGGGACAACUGCUGGGACGGUUGCAUCUGGCCUCCGGACAUGACAAAAGCCAUGAGCUCCUCGGUCGACGGCGGGUAACCGUGUGUGACCUGCCACAAAUUCCCAAGCGUCUCCCACGAAGUUGCGGCAGUGAAAUCAAACGUCGCCAGAUUAAAACUCUCGAGGCCCUGCUUGGACGGAAUUUUAUUCGAGACAAGCAGGCGCAUCAGCGGGCUCGCGUUCUACACGCGGAGAGACUACGGGCGCGGGCGGAGAUUUCGGUGGUGGUGCGACAAGAUCGUCAGGUGGUUCCGGGGAAGGCGAUGCGGGCCGGAUAUCUCUCCCGAAUUCAUCCUUCCCCGGUGCGGUCCUGGCGGGGCUCGUCCGACGGGCUGUGGCGGUGCUGGUUCGGGCAGAGAAGGUCGACGAGGCGGACUGUAGGGGCGGACCUCGCGCCGCCCAGGAAAUCGGCUUGGCGGACUGCGAGAUCUGCUAUCGCGUCGGCCA
Messenger RNA from Mycena citricolor, 3135 nucleotides. The record is from the annotation of a GenBank genome assembly. NCBI's taxonomy places the organism in Eukaryota, Fungi, Basidiomycota, Agaricomycetes, Agaricales, Mycenaceae.